AUGAAAGCCCCAGCGUUCAAACCUUUAUGCGACGUUAUUCGGAUCAAAAAAAGGGAAGAAGAUGCCGCUGCAGGAAGCGAACUAUACAAGGCCUUUUUAAAUGCCGGGAAGAAGAACGAAGAGGAAUUGCGAAACAAAAGUGUAAAAAUAGUGAUUUAUGAACAUGUGAAGUAUGAAGAAGAGAAGCGGGUUGGCAGCAGCACUUCGGGGAGCGACUCGGAUGGCGACUCGGAUUUCCGCCACGGUUGUACCUCCCCACAGGGGAAAAACAAAAUCGACAAGAAAGGAAGGAAAAAAAAAGACACCCAAGGGGAAGAACAUAGAGAGGCAGCCAAAACAGAGUCAACAGAUGCCUACCAGGUUGGAAAUGGAAGGAAAAAGGGAGCCAAGGAUAAAGGGGACCCCAAAGAAACCGCAAAAGAGACAACAAAAGCGAAAGCUCAAGGGAAGGAAAAGACAAAUGGAGAGGGAGAACCAACUACAUGCGGGGUGGAAGUAAAAAGGGGUGCUCCAAACGGGGCGAAGAAAAAGAGGGAAGACCUACAAUACGCAGAGAAGAAGGAAGAUAGUCACAAGUUUGGGGAAAAGGGUAAGCCAGGUGAGAAAAACGAUGGAGCAUCCACCCAAGGGGAAGACACCCCAAAUGGAAGCACCACUUUGACCGUCCACACACAACAAAGCGACGUGGUGAAAGAAAGAAAAUCAUCCAAAGUACUAGGGACAGUGAAAAUCCUGUAUAAUUUUUAUGUAAAUCUAUUUGAUAAGCUAAAGGAAGACGUAGAGAACAUUCAAAGCGGAGCUGCCAACAACAACGUCGAUCUGUUUCGAGAUGUGAACCUCUACACGAACUGCAUCUCCAUGUUUGAUAUAAUCAACCUUUGUGAGGAUCUGAAAAUAAUAAAGACUUUUCUGAACUCAAAAAAGGAGUGCGAACUGAUAUGGAUACUGACGGUGAAUUAUCUGGACAAGGUUGACGUGAACCUUUUUGAGCGGUACAAGCAUAAGAUUGACGUGACGUAUGGGAAGGACGUCCCGGGGAGGGUCAAGGGGGAUGGGAACCCGGUGCAGACGCUGGAGGAGAGAUCAAAAGAGGGGUUGGUGCAGACAUCGGAGGAGAUAUCAACGGAGGAGACACACGCGCCAGGUGAGACCGCCCCACUGAAAAUGGCCGGACGGGGCAAAGAAAGCGGAAAGGUGAAGAACAACAAAAGCGGGGCUUACACGGAGGAGGGAAGCAAAGAAAAAAAGGGAAAGACCCAAAAGGGGGACAUCGCCCCCAUUGGGGGGGAGGAAACCAACAUAGGAGCUGCUAAUACAUCAGAAAGAGCAGGAAACCCCCCGCGAGUAGGCCAAGAAGUGCAUAACUUAAAAGAGUACCUCUAUGCAAAGUGUCACGAAAGAAAGAAUGCCAUCAUGUUCAGAAGGGUAAACUUCUUUGUCUUCCUGUACGUACUGAUAUAUAUAAUCAAAACGAGCUCUCGGAAAAUCAAAUCGCUCCCAGACGACAUAAAGAAAGUGAGGAGUUUCUUCUUUUUUCUCAACUUGUAUGAAAAGAAAAAAACAAUCGAAACGUUGAAGAAUAUAUACAAGGAUAAGUACUUAACAUUUUUCCAGAAUUUUAAGAGCAGCAAAGAAAUUGAGGAAUACAGAAGGAGGAAGAUUUUUUGCCACAAAUUUUCCUUCUGCAAUGUUAGCAAAAUUUUAAAUCAAAAAGGGGAUGACUUGGUCAGGCUAAAGGAGGCGAGCACACGGGGGGAGAAGAAGCAGACCGGGGGGGACCAUUCACUUGGGGAAGAGAAGCAAAUCGAAAGAGACCAUCCACUUGGGGAUGAGAAGCAUACGGGAGAGCAUAACGAAGAGGCGGGAAGCUACCACCUGACCAAUUUUGUCAACACAGCCGAGCUAGACAGCGACUUCAACUCAACGAGCAACCCGCACGAUGAGAGCAGAAAAGAAUCCCCUCCCCUUCUCAGCCCAUACCUACUGGAUUAUAUAUUUAAAAAUUACUGCUAUAAGAAGAAGCACUGGAAAGUUAAGGAAAGCGCGUGGAUCAACUUCGGAGUCGUUAGAAAGGAAGAAAAGAAGAAAUACAAAAUGGAUAUUUAUAAUCACACAAAGUUUAACAUAAGUGUGGAUGUCGUUAUCGAUGGUGACCUUCCCAUCGUGGCCAUUUUUAAGGAUAAAUUAUUUUGCGUCAGCUCCAAGUAUUCUAUAUACCUCCAAGUUGACCACAGCAAAGAGGGCGAGUGGUUCGGGUUUGUGAACAUCUCAUUGAGGUACAAGAAUGCCACUAAGGGCGAUGACGCUGUGCGGAUCCCUGUCUACAUGCAUAUCUGUCCGUAG
Molecule: messenger RNA, 2343 nt
Organism: Plasmodium inui San Antonio 1
Lineage: Eukaryota; Apicomplexa; Aconoidasida; Haemosporida; Plasmodiidae
Exons: 1
Coding region: 1-2343 (780 amino acids)
Source: RefSeq, a predicted model, not a curated record